This is a messenger RNA of Phoenix dactylifera (date palm), 1324 nucleotides long. RefSeq lists its product as uncharacterized. The record is from RefSeq and is a predicted model, not a curated record. Gene Ontology annotation, biological process: defense response to other organism. Gene Ontology annotation, cellular component: plasma membrane. Lineage: Eukaryota; Viridiplantae; Streptophyta; Magnoliopsida; Arecales; Arecaceae.
UCAAAAAAUAACAAAGUUAACAUCACCACUCCCCGUCUCACUUUCUCCCACCUCUCGCUCUCUCUCUCUCUCGCUCCGACUGAGAGAGAAUACCACCAAAACUAAAUUAAUAAAAACAAAACCAACGCCGUUUACGAGCAAAGAAGAUAUAGCGGCGAGCGAGAGUUACAGAGAGAAACCCUCGACGAAGAAUCGCCGUAUCCAAAGAGGAACGGCGGCGGAGGCGGAGGCGGCGCGGCGAUGACGUCUCGGGCGAACCAGGCCAACGGCGACGACCGCCGCCGCCGGCCCUACCCUCCUCCGGGCAGCCGCCCCCAUUACCUGGGCCCGUCUUCCUCUAAUUCCUCCUCCGCCUCCGCCUCCCUCAAGGGCUGCUGCUGCUGCCUCUUCCUUCUCCUCACCUUCCUCGCCCUCCUCGCCGUCGCCGUCGUCCUCGUCAUCGUCCUAGUCGUCAAGCCCAAGAAACCCCAGUUCGAUCUCCAGCAGGUCGGCGUCCAGUACCUCCUCGUUGCCCCCUCCGUCGCCGCCGGAACCGCCGCCUCGCCGGCGCCGGCGGCGGCGUACCUCUCCCUCAACAUCGCGCUGGUGUUCACGGCGGAGAAUCCGAACAAGGUGGGGAUCCGGUACGGGGAGACGCAGUUCGUGGUGAUGUACCGCGGGGUGCCGCUUGGCGUGGCCACGGUGCCCGGCUUCGAGCAGCCGGCCCACUCCACCCGGCUGAUCCAGACCCGGGUCAGCGUCAGCCGGUUCAACGUCCUCCAGGCCGACGCCCUCGACCUCAUCCGCGACGCCGUCGUCAACGACCGCGUCGAGCUCCGCAUCACCGGCGACGUCGGCGCCAAGAUCCGCUUCCUCGGCUUCACCUCCCCCCGAGUCCAGGUAUCGGUGGAUUGUGCGAUAGUGAUCAGCCCGCGGAAGCAAUCGCUGACGUACAAGCAGUGCGGCGUGGACGGAUUGAACGUCUGAAACGGAAGCACGAGUGCAAGCAUUUUCCGGGCGGGAAAAAAAAAGGAAAAAUAUGUUAGAUUUUGUUUUUUAGAUUUUAAAUCUAAAUUUAACUUUCUUCGGGUCCAAGUAAAGUGCACGGCUUGCUAUCGUGCGCGGGAUGUGCAUGACUGUUUUUUUCUUCUUUUUGUAAUUUAAUAUUUUAUUUUUAUUUUUCUUUUUCUGGGGAGGGUUGGUGGUGGGUGGGAGGGUCCACUGUUUGAGAGUGAGGAGAGUGGGGGUGCGAAGAGGACAGCCCCACCCCCGCCCCGUUUUGUCCGUUAUCUGAUAUCUGGCCGUGCUGUAUUAUUUACGGUGAUGGGAUUCGAGUUGCUUCUAA